AUGGCAGGGUUUAAGACGAUUACAUCAGCAGCGCAAGUCCUAGCUGUUCACAUCCACGUCGUGCCUCCCAGGCAAUGCUGCACCCACCGUUCUCAAGCGAGUAUAAAUUCUCGCGGUGCUGUAGCUGAAACAGCAGGGCAAAGGCGAAUAUCUGGCGCCGUAAAACCAGAUCGAACAGGGAAAGGACAAUACCCGAAAUUUAAGGGCCAGGCACAGGGACUUAGGCGGCAACCCCGUCAAGUGUCUAGAUUGCGAUGGGCUAAUCACCUAUCCAGCCAAAACGCAACUGAUUAUAAAACAUAA
Molecule: messenger RNA, 303 nt
Organism: Pieris macdunnoughi
Lineage: Eukaryota; Metazoa; Arthropoda; Insecta; Lepidoptera; Pieridae
Source: the annotation of a GenBank genome assembly